GAAAGAUAGUAUUGAAUGUUUUUUUGGCUCGUUAUCCAUUUGGUAUCAAAUUAAAACAGAUUUUGAAAAUUUAGAGUCAAUUAUGAAAAAUCGAUUGAGUUAUUUUAAUGAAUAUUAUGAACGAAAAAAGAGAAGGUCAAUAAGUAAUUAUGACUUGCACUUGCAAUGCUUGGAUUGGAGUCAUUUACAAGAUAGUAAAACGAAAUUUGGAUUGAAAGGAGCGAUGAGUGAUUAUAACUUACAUUCAAGUAAACAAAAUGCCGCCGUAAUAAAUGAUACUAACAAUAUGAAACAUGCGAUAGAUCAAGACUUUUACAAAUUAUCAUCAAGUUUAUCGAAUGUCAUAAUAGAAGAUACAAUGAAGAUAUUUGAUUAUGAAGAGCAAUCAAAUGCUCGAAAAGAUUUAAAUGAUAAUAAAAAGAAAGAAAAUCUAUCGAUAAGUGAUUAUGACUUAAUAUCACCAAAAUUGCAAAAUCAAGUGAAACGAUCGAUAAGUGAUGAUGAUAAACUCUCAAAUCCUUCGUAUUUAAAGCUCGAUGAUGCAGACCAAAUAAAUAGAUCAGCUGAUUGGACUGUUCUAAUUCAAAAAAUGGAAGAUAAAAAAACAAAAGAGGUAAAAAUGGCAGAUGAAAAAACUAAACAGAUUAGAAAAGAAAUAAUUAAAGAAAAAAAAAUGUAUCCAAAGACAAGUGGAAAGUCUCAUCGAAAAAAUUCAAUAUUAAUUGAAAAUAAACCAGAAAUGCCACUUACUUAUACUAUAACAGACGCUAAUAAAGAAUUGAAAUCUUAUACAAAGACAAGUGAAAAAUUUUAUCGAGAAAAUUCAAUAUUACCAGAAAAUAAACCAGAAAUACCACCACCUAUAUAUACUAUAACUGAUUCUGAUAAAAAAUUAAACUCUAGAGAAGUGUCUAUAAAAGAAUCAGUAUCAUUUAAUUAUUACGAUCAAGGAGGCAGUAUAUUUGGAAGAAAACCAAUUGUACUGGACGAUAAAAAUAGUUUGAUGAAUAAAAGAAGCUUGUUAGAAGAUGCAAAAUCAUCUUCGUCAGAAAUACCAAAAACUUUUGUAAUAAUCAUACAUAAAUUGACAUUAUUUAGGAACACGCCAAUAAUAAGUGAUAGAAAUAUUAAACAAUUGUAUAUUGAAUACACAUUUUUGAAUUUUGAUGACGAAGAAAUGGAAACUCCAUUAAGUUUACCAAAACCAGAACCACCUAGAAUGGAAUCGUUAGUGUUUAAUUUUGAACGACAGUUUUAUUUCGAUUCAAAAUUAUCGCCUAUUUUACGUGAUAAAGUAGAAAACGAUGAAGUGGUGAAAUUUUUCGUGAUUAGUGAACCCGUGUUAGAUUCAGAUGGUGAAUGUGAAGAAGUUGGUAUGGUUGAAGUUAAAUAUAAAGAUUUUAUCUAUACUAGCGCAGAUGUUAUUAAAAAAGCGUUUAUUGUGAAAUCCGUACGUAAUUCGAACAUUGAAAUUGGAUGGCUAGAAUUAAGUUUUAUUGGUGUGAAACUUCUUAGGGAAAUUGUUUUAGGACAAGAUGUGAAUACUUCACAAUAAUGUAAAUGGAAG
Chrysoperla carnea is the source of this 1567-nucleotide messenger RNA. Its product is annotated as X-linked retinitis pigmentosa GTPase regulator-interacting protein 1-like. The record is from RefSeq and is a predicted model, not a curated record. The coding region runs from base 83 to 1555 and encodes 490 amino acids. Gene Ontology annotation, cellular component: ciliary transition zone. The transcript is spliced from 3 exons. Lineage: Eukaryota; Metazoa; Arthropoda; Insecta; Neuroptera; Chrysopidae. Gene Ontology annotation, biological process: non-motile cilium assembly.